GUACUCACCUACCCAUGUCAGGAUCUAUUUCUCAAUUCUAAUUUCCUGAGAAACUGAAUUAGUUUGAUAUCCCAGAUACGAAUCAGUAUUAAUAAGCAGAUUUAUUAAUCAUCCAACAUAUAUAGCUAAGCGGCAAUUAAAGAUGCAAGCGAUCAAGGAGACGUUCUACAUUUCGCACGGAUCCCCGAUGCUGUUGAUCGACGAGACGACUCCGGCUAGAGGAUUCCUCCAGAAAUGGAAGACGGAGGUGUUCCCGCAGAGGCCUUCCGCCAUUCUGAUAAUCUCCGGUCACUGGGACACCGAAUUCCCCUCCGUCAACAUCGUCCCUCGCAACGACACCAUUUACGACUUCUAUGGCUUCCCCAAAUUCUUGUACGAGCUGAAAUAUCCGGCACCGGCGGCUCCAGAUCUGGCGAGGAGGGUGAAGGAGCUUCUCGAAGCGUCGGGGAUAGAGCGCGUGGACGAAGACAGAACGCGAGGGUUGGACCAUGGCGCGUGGGUGCCGCUGAUGCUGAUGUACCCUGAGGCGGACAUCCCGGUGUGCCAACUGUCAGUUUCCGGGAACAGAGACGGGACGUUUCAUUAUGAGAUGGGAAAGGCAUUGGCUCCCUUGAAGGAAGAAGGAGUUCUGAUAAUUGGGUCCGGAAGUGCCACUCAUAACCUGAGAACAGCUCGCUGGGACGCCGUCGGCGAUGUUCCUUGGGCUGUUGAAUUCAUUUCCUGGUUGAAAGACUCUCUUCUUAAUGGCAGACACGAAGAAGUGAACAAGUACGAAGAGAAGGCACCACAUGCGAAAAUGGCACACCCAUGGCCGGAUCACUUGUUCCCAUUGCACGUCGCCAUGGGCGCCGCCGGCGAGAAUGCCAAAGCCCAAGUGAUUCAUGACAGCAUCCGUGGCGGUACCAUGUCUUAUGCCUCUUUUAGCUUCACAUCUCAUACUCCCUCAUCAUCAUCAUCAUCAUCACCACCACCCACACUUUGAAAUCUUUUAAGGUCAAUAAUUUACCCUUUAUUCUGUCUCUGUGAGAAGAAAAUCAGGGAGCGAAAAGAAUAACACUACCUUUGCUUGCUACUCAUUUGUAAAUUAUUUAAAAUAGUAGACUUUUUUU
This is a messenger RNA of Neltuma alba, 1109 nucleotides long. RefSeq names its product extradiol ring-cleavage dioxygenase-like. The transcript is spliced from 3 exons. NCBI's taxonomy places the organism in Eukaryota, Viridiplantae, Streptophyta, Magnoliopsida, Fabales, Fabaceae. Gene Ontology annotation, molecular function: dioxygenase activity; ferrous iron binding; zinc ion binding. The record is from RefSeq and is a predicted model, not a curated record. The coding region runs from base 143 to 982 and encodes 279 amino acids.